UCGCUGCCCGGGGCGAUGCUGUGCUGGGCGCUGCGCGUCCACAGCCGCGGCCUCUCCGCCCCGCGGCCGUGCUGGCGGUGGCGCACCGUUCGUACCAUGGCUGAGGGGCCGAGGGCAGCGGUCGCCGGCCAGACAAAGAGGCUGAGCAGCGGCGCUGAGGUGGCUGAGAGGCUGGAAGAGAACGGGCAUCAGAACAAAAGGUUGAAGGGAGGUGCGGAUGGGGAGGGUGCGGAGGAUCAGGGUAAGAAGUCGCCCAAGAGGAAGAUUGUGCUGCUGAUGGCGUAUUCAGGGAAAGGCUACCAUGGGAUGCAGAGAAACGUGGGAUCUUCACAGUUCAAGACAAUUGAAGAUGACUUAGUGUCUGCCCUCGUUCAGUCAGGCUGCAUCCCAGAGAACCACGGGGAGGAUAUGAAGAAGAUGUCUUUCCAGCGGUGUGCUCGAACAGAUAAGGGUGUGUCUGCAGCUGGACAGAUUGUGUCGCUGAAGGUCAGGCUGAUAGAUGACAUCUUAGAAAAGAUCAAUAAUCAUCUUCCUUCUCACAUCAGAAUUCUGGGCCUGAAGAGAGUCACUGGGGGAUUCAACUCCAAGAACAAAUGUGAUGCCAGAACCUACUCUUACAUGCUGCCAACAUUUGCCUUUGCCCACAAGGACCAUGAUGUGCAAGAAGAGGUUUAUAGGCUGGACAAAGAGACCCUCGACAGGGUCAACAAACUGCUCUCGUGCUAUAAAGGGACACACAACUUCCACAACUUCACAUCCCAGAAGGGCCCCAGGGACCCCAGUGCCAGGAGGUACAUCAUGGAGAUGUACUGUGGAGAGCCCUUUGUCAGGGAGAACAUGGAGUUUGCAGUGAUCAGAGUGAAGGGUCAGAGCUUCAUGAUGCACCAGAUCAGGAAGAUGAUCGGGCUGGUGAUAGCCAUUGUGAGGGGUUAUGCUGCUGAGUCCAUCCUGGAGCGCAGCUGGGGAGAGGAGAAGGUGGAUGUCCCCAAAGCCCCGGGCCUCGGGCUGGUUUUGGAACGAGUGCACUUUGAAAAGUACAACAGGCGCUUUGGGAACGAUGGGCUGCACGAGCCGCUGGAGUGGACGGAGGAGGAGGAGAAGAUUGCUGCUUUCAAAGAGCAGUACAUCUACCCCACCAUCAUCAACACAGAAAGGGAGGAGAAAUCCAUGGCAAACUGGCUCAGCACCCUCCCCAUUCACGACUUCAACUCGUCUGCUGUUGAGAUGCAAGCCAACAACAAAAAUUCAAAGAACAGCAGCGAUCUCGAAGGCAGUGAUGGUUGUGGUGAUGAUUCUGACUGAGCCAGCGUGGCUGGAUGUGGAACCCUUUGCUGCUUAAAGUUCCCUUUGUCUACAAAAAAAGUGGCCUUUCAAAAUCCAGGAAUCCAGUAAAGCAGGAGUUUGUGUGCUUGCAGAACGAGAACUGGAUGCCCAGGACAAUCUGGGUGGGGAAGACAGUGCAGUAGAAAAAACAGAAGGUUUUUAUACCACUGACCAAUUCACCUGACUGAUAUACUUGAAAACAGUUCAAGGAGAAAGAAGCUUUCUAAAAGAAUCUUGAAAUGCAGGAUAUCAUAAUUGCUAUUUGAAUAAUGGUUUUAUUAUGUUUACUUGGAAAAUAGUAUUUUAAAUAUGUAUAACUUCUACAUAAAGAUGGGGCAGAUCAUUUUAAUAUACUCUUUUUUUUAUUAUGAAGUUAUGAUUCCAUGAGCUUUUGAUUGUUUGUUUUUUUAAUCAUUCACCUUUACUUACCUGAAUCUCUAAACACCGUUAAGCUUUUAUUUUCCAUGUCAUCCAUGAUUUUCCUGUGGAAUAACAUGCAUGGGUUAGGAACUCAUGAUCAUGUUGACUGCUGUGAACCCUUUGCUAUUGAAACAUGUAUUCUGUGUUUUUUAGAGCUGUGUGAGCCUAAAAGAAAUUAUUCCUUAUUCAGGGAGAGGGUUCAUUUUGGAACGGGGACUGAUCCAUACAUUCCAAGAUGGGACCUUUUCUGUGGGAGAUGUUAUCCUGCCAGUGUUGCCCUUGUCCUUGGGCAGAUCCAGGGAUACAGAUCCACAGUUCCUGGUGCAGUUGGGCCUCUACUGCCUGUAUUUAUUGCCUGUAUUCACACACCUGUAUUGAGAUGUGAGGGGAAGGUGUCCAUUGUUAGCACUGCAGUUCAAAGGGUGCAGCCAUGAAUUAGCAUUUCCUGUGGUGAUCACUAAAGGUGGUGCUCUGGUUUAGUUUCCCCUAAACCCAGAAAUCCUUUAGAGCUGUCUCUCAGAUUCAGAGUUGAAUCAACUUGGCAGGUGUGAAAGAAAUGGUGCUGAAUUCCUCUGGGCUUUCAUCAAGCCCGUGGUCACUUGGAGUGUGUGAACUCUUUGUCCCCAUCAAGCUGCCCAGAACAGAGGAACAUCUGCAAUGAUAUGGGAAGCACAAGUCUGAGCACUGCCAUCCUUUGGGAAUCCAUGUUUAAUUUCCUGUGUUUUGGGGAUCUGCAUACUCUGGGGUUCGUGCUCCUUUCCCCAGCAGUGGUUUAACUUCUUGUUUCCAACUCUCCGUGGAGGUGGUGGAAGAAACAACAGCAGCAGCAGCAGCAGCUCUCCUGCCCUCCCAGCCCGUGGAAUACCACCGAGGGGUUGGAACAAGACUUCAAGCAUUUGAAUAUUGUUACAAGUGCUUGAUACACUUCCCUGGCUGAGUCUGUGUCAGUUACUGAAAAUGAGGAGUCAACCCUUUGUUCCUUCAUUUAGUGGUUUCUGGCUAAAGCCUUUAAUUUUAUGGCUCCUACUGGAAUAAUUAUUUUGGUUUGCAA
Messenger RNA from Corapipo altera (White-ruffed manakin), 2794 nucleotides. It is a transcript of the gene PUS1, whose product is annotated as pseudouridine synthase 1. NCBI's taxonomy places the organism in Eukaryota, Metazoa, Chordata, Aves, Passeriformes, Pipridae. Gene Ontology annotation, molecular function: RNA binding; pseudouridine synthase activity. Gene Ontology annotation, biological process: tRNA pseudouridine synthesis; mRNA pseudouridine synthesis. The record is from RefSeq and is a predicted model, not a curated record. Bases 16 to 1302 code for a protein of 428 amino acids. The transcript is spliced from 6 exons. Gene Ontology annotation, cellular component: nucleus.